Molecule: messenger RNA, 3388 nt
Organism: Xenopus laevis (African clawed frog)
Lineage: Eukaryota; Metazoa; Chordata; Amphibia; Anura; Pipidae
Gene: nolc1.L
Product: nucleolar and coiled-body phosphoprotein 1 L homeolog
Cellular component (GO): nucleolus; nucleoplasm
Source: RefSeq, marked provisional
GACGUCAUGCAAGUGCGACGGUCGUCCUGCGCCCCGGUCUUUACACGUGAUUGUUGUAGCUGCAGCGUGGCCAGUGCUCUAAGAACAUGGACGGUCCUAGCGUGGUGCCUAGCGAUCUCUUCCCUCAAGUUCUGCACUUUUUGCAGGAGAACAAGUUUACUAACGCUGCUAAAGAGUUCAGCAAAGCUACUGGGGUGAAAGAUAAUGAUUCUUGCCCAACUUCUCUUCUGGAUAUAUUUAGCGACUGGGUGAAGUCACCAGACGCAAAGAAGAGAAAGCCACCAGCUAAUGGCUUGCCUAAGAAAAAGUCUGCAAAGGAGUCUUCCAGCAGCGAAGACAGCUCCAGUGAGGAGGAUGAGCCUCCUGCAAAAAAAAGAGCUCAGCCUGCAGGAGGGAAAAAGCCUGUUGUGAAGGCAGUCCAGCCAAAAAAAGCCAAGAGCAGCAGUGAGGACUCCAGUGAUGAAUCUGAUUCUGAAGAAGAAACAAAGAAACCUCCUGCUAAAAAGCCUGCCCAAACACCAAAGGUAGCCGCUGUAAAAACUCCAACUCAAAAGAAGGCUAAGAGCUCCAGCUCUGAAUCCAGCAGUUCAGAAGAUGAAGCCUCUAAGAAAAAGCAACCUGUGAUUAAAGUCCCUCCAAAGCAGGCCGUAGUAAAGGCUGGCUUAGCGAGCAACAAUGGAAAAACAGCAGACUCCAGUAGCAGUGAGGACUCUGACAGUCCCCCAGCAAAGAAGACAGCUGCCACAAAGACACCUCCAACCAAACCCGCCACAGCAGCUAAGCCACAAGCAAAAAAAACAGCAGGGAAGAAAAGUUCCAGUAGUGAGGACUCUUCAGACAGUUCUGAUGAAGAGCAGAAGACUGCAAAAAGCAAACCAAAGCCAGGUGUCUAUAGUGCUGUACCACCACCCACGUCGGUCUCUAAGAAAAAGACACUGUCACAACCUGGCACCAAAGCUAAACCAGAAAGCAGUGAUUCUUCAGACAGCAGUGAUGAGGAGGAACAGCCUGCAAAAAAAGCUAAAAUUGUUCCAGCAAAGGCUGCUGCUUCUGCCCCAAAACCCUUGGCCAAGAAAGCAGAGACCAGCACAGACAGUGAAUCUGAUUCUAGCAGUGAAGAUGAAAAGAAAUCCUCCGUAAAGCUAGGUGUAAAGGCUGCCCCUAAAAAAGCUCCUGCCGCGCCAGAUGCUAAAAGCACUCCAGUAGCUGCUGCUAAAAAGUCUGCUCCAGCAAAGAAGGCUUCCAGCUCUUCAGACUCUGACUCCAGCAGUGAUGAAGAAACUACAACUAAACCUGCAGCAAAAACAACCCCUGCAAAGAGUGCUGCCACACCAACAUCAAAAACACCCACAAAUAGCAAAGCCACACCAACAUCAAAAACACCUGCCAAACCAGGAACCCCCAAAACUUCCACUGCCAAAAAGGAUUCAAGUUCAUCAGACAGUUCGGACUCCAGCAGUGAUGAAGAGACUACAACUAAACCUGCAGCAAAAACAACCCCUGCAAAGAGUGCUGCUACACCAACUUCAAAAACACCCACAAAUAGCAAAGCCACACCAACAUCUAAGAAAACGCCUGCCAAACCAGGAACCCCCAAAACUUCCGCAGCCAAAAAGGAUUCAAGUUCCUCAGACAGUUCUGACUCAAGCAGUGAUGAAAAGAAAACUCCUGCCAAGCCUGCUGCUAAAACCACUCCUGCCAAGCCUGCUGCUAAAACCACUCCUGCCAAGCCUGCUGCUAAAUCUACCCCAGGCAAGCAAGUUCCAACUAAAAAAGAAUCCAGUUCUUCAGAUAGCUCAGAUUCCAGCAGUGAAGAUGAAAAGAAAUCCUCUGCAAAGCCAGCUGUUAAGACUACACCUGGGAAAGCAACUUCCAAGCCAGUUGUUGCUUCAAAGCCUGUUCCUGCAAAGAAGGCUUCCAGCUCUUCAGACUCUGAUAGCUCCGAAGAAGAGACAACAAAAACUACUAAACCACUUACAAAGCCGUCCCCAGCAGUAAAGACCUUGCCUCCCAAGAAAGCAGAAAGCAGCUCUGACAGUUCCAGUGAUUCAGAUUCUGAGAAGAAAACUAAACCUGCAAAACCACCUGCCAAAUCUGCAACACCAGUUAACACCAAGGCUCCAGCUCAAAACAAGGCUUCGAAGGCUAGUUGCUCUGACUCUGAUUCAAGCAGUGAAGAGGAGGGGAAGAGCAAGCAACCCACUGGGAAAUCCCCAGCUGCUAAAGCUACUGUUCCUCCAAAGAAGAACCCAGUGGCUGUUAAUAAGGACAAGCCCAGCAGCAGCUCCUCGUCAGACAGUUCUGGUGAUGACGAAAAACAAAAACCUAAACAAGCAGCAGCAGCAAAAGAUGGGAAGCAAGGAGCAAAGGCUGCAAAGCCAACUCCAAAGAAAGCUGCAAGUAGCAGUUCUGAAGAUAGCAACUCAGAUGAAGAUGUCUCAAAGGCUAAAAAAACAAAUACUGCAGCUUCUAAAUCUCCAGUUACCACACCAAAAGCCGUACCUGCUGCUAAAAAAGAAAGCAGCAGUGAGAGUUCCGAUUCUGAAGAUGAAAAGCAAGGUGGUAAAAACACCUCUACUACCAAGAUAGCAAAUUCCACUCCUAAAGCAGCGGCUGCAGAGAGUUCUGAAGAAAGUUCUUCCAGUGAGGAUGAAGGAAAAGCUAAUGGAACUUCUGGUAAAAGGAAAAGAGAAAGUACAGGCAAUGCAGAAUGUGAAGCUGUGACACCAGAAAACAAGAAAUUAAAAGCUAAAUCCCCAAACACCUUUCCCAAGGUUAACAAGAAGGAACUCAAAAAUACCCCAUUCCGAAGGGUAGUAGAAGAAGACAUAGAAAUCAAUCCUCGUAUGGCUGAUAAUGCAUUUGAUGCAAAGAAAGGAGCAAAGGGAGACUGGGGCGAGAAGGCCAAUAAUGUCCUUAAAUUCACAAAGGGAAAAUCGUUCCGCCAUGAGAAGACCAAAAAGAAACGUGGCAGUUACUGCGGAGGUGCAAUUUCCACAUCUGUAAAUUCAAUUAAAUUUGACAGUGAUUGAAAGGACUGCGAGGAAGAACUUUUUCCUGGUUGAACUGCAAGCACAUGAUCUAGGAAACGGUGGAAUUGUCUCAGAGCUAAUACUGAUUCUGGAAUCUAUACUUUUAUUAGCAGUUUCCAACAACGUUUUGGCAGUUGGUAAAUGGACAAAAGACGUUUAAGUCAAUUUGUGACCAACUUCUGUUUGGAUUCAAAAGAUUUAGAGAGUUAACAACCUUAUAAUAUGAACUGUUUCUUUCAAUUCAUUGUUUUAUGUACUAAUUUCAAAUCGUGCUCGGAAUGAAAGCUUUUGUUUUAAAAGAUUAGAUUUUAUUUGUCUGAUUUUCUGUAAUCUUGAAAUAAAAUCUUUCAAGUCAA